Messenger RNA from Bipolaris maydis ATCC 48331, 429 nucleotides. The record is from RefSeq and is a predicted model, not a curated record. Lineage: Eukaryota; Fungi; Ascomycota; Dothideomycetes; Pleosporales; Pleosporaceae.
AUGGCAGAAAAGGUGCUUCACCUCGCUCAGGAGUUACUGGAAAUCAUAACGGGUCGAGGUCCUCGGCCUGUAGAUGCUAACCUGCUCUGGGUCCCCGAUGAGUAUUUUCGAUAUGGGCAGCUCUCACUUGAAGAAAUAGAAGAGGAAGAUAAGAAGUACAUCCUUGAGCGCGAUAGUCUUGAACAAUAUGGGGGUGAGGAAGCUGAGUUUGACGAAGUCUCGGAAGACGAUGGAGAUGGGUCGGGUACUGCUACCAAGGCAAGCGAGAAGAUAUGGGAAGACAAGGAGAGCUUCCAGGUACAUCACGUCAACUUCUUGGUGCACAACUUCUCCAACGAGCAGCUUGACGAACUCAUUAGGUCUAUGCUGUGCAAAUACAACCCGAGAGGAUCUCAUAGCAUGUAUCAAAUUAUUCAGACACGUCGUUAA